Molecule: messenger RNA, 3074 nt
Organism: Cervus elaphus (red deer)
Lineage: Eukaryota; Metazoa; Chordata; Mammalia; Artiodactyla; Cervidae
Gene: NBN
Product: nibrin
Exons: 16
Coding region: 918-2936 (672 amino acids)
Biological process (GO): mitotic G2 DNA damage checkpoint signaling; double-strand break repair via homologous recombination; telomere maintenance
Cellular component (GO): nucleus; Mre11 complex
Molecular function (GO): protein binding; damaged DNA binding
Source: RefSeq, a predicted model, not a curated record
GCCUCUUCCGCCGCCUUCCCGCGCUGCCUCCGGUCGCGCGCUGAGAGGUGGCGGGAACCGGUGCGAAGACUGCGUGAGGGCCCGCGCGGUCUUCUAGGCGGGGGCUGCGGUGCUUGCGAACCGGGCUUUGGCCUGGCGGGUGGGAUAGGCGUGGGCCGCUGGGCCGCUCAGUGACCUCCCGGGUCCUUUCAGUCAGGUCGGCCAGCCCCACCUGGCGGGCCCGGCUCGCAGCCGUGUUUCGAUGAUGCGCUCCAUUGAGCCUUGGCCGGGUACCCUGUUGUGACAGCUCGUGUUUUCAAGCUUUUGAGGAAACGCUCAGAAUACAUUGACAGAGGCUCCAGGACCUUGGCGAGCACGUCGUUUAUUUUUGUUGGGAGCCACGGAGAUGACUUGUGUCAAUGGCAACAACGGGAAAACAGUUUCAGUUUUGUUUCCAAGCUUUUUUUUUUUUUAACCUUUUGGUCAUCAGAACAACAGAAAGUUUUUUGCUUUUGUUUUUUCCUCUUUUGCAUUUCUAGCAAGGAAGAUGGAAAUUGCAUGUAAAUUGGUUGCCUAGAACGUGUAAGCACUUAAUUAGUUGGUAGCUAAGCGGGUGUAGCCUAUGAUUGGUCUAGCCCUCAGGAAGUUUACAUUGUGAUUGAAAAAAAAAGAUCUCUGUAGAAGCUAAAUGGACCGGCAGUGUAAGGCCGUAUGGAGAGGCCCAAACGAACGAACCAUACAGACUUUUGACUGGUGUUGAGUACAUCGUUGGAAGAAAAAACUGUGGCAUUCUAAUUGAAAAUGAUCAAUCGAUCAGUCGAAAUCAUGCUACAUUAACCUCUAACUUUUCUGUAACCAACCUGAGUCAAACAAAUGAAAUUCCUGUAUUGACAAUAAAAGAUAAUUCUAAGUAUGGUACCUUUGUUAAUGAGGAGAAAAUGCAGAAUGGUCUUUCUCAAAUUUUGAAGUCAGGGGAUAGAGUUACCUUCGGAGUGUUUGAAAGUAAAUUCAGAGUAGAGUAUGAACCUUUGGUUGCAUGCUCUUCUUGUUUAGAUGUCUCUGGGAAAACUGCUCUAAGUCAUGCCAUAUUGCAACUCGGAGGACUUACUGUAAACAAUUGGACAGAGGAAUGUACUCACCUUGUCAUGGUAUCAGUUAAAGUUACCAUUAAAACAAUAUGUGCACUCAUUUGUGGGCGUCCGAUUGUAAAACCAGAAUAUUUUACUGAAUUUCUUAAAGCAGUUCAGUCCAAGAAACAACCUCCAAAAAUUGAAAGUUUUUACCCACCUGUUGAUGAACCAGCUAUUGAAAGUAAAAAUAUUGAUCUAUCAGAAUGCCAAGAAAGAAAACAAAUCUUCAAAGGGAAAACAUUUGUGUUUCUAAAUGCCAAGCAGCAUAAAAAAUUAAGUGCAGCAGUUAUAUUUGGAGGAGGAGAUGCUAGGUUGAUAACAGAAGAAAAUAAAGAAGAUGAUAGUUUCUUUUCAGCUCCUGGAACUUGUGUUGUUGAUGCAGGACUAACAGAUUCACAGACUUUAAUUCCUGACUCUCAGAAAAAAUGGAUUCAUUCAAUUAUGGAUAUACUCCAAAGGAAGGGUCUUAGACCUAUUCCAGAAGCAGAAAUUGGAUUAGCAGUUAUUUUUGUUACUACAGAGAAUUACUGUGAUCCACAGGGCCAACCCAUUACAGGAUUGAAGACAACAACUCCAGGUCCAAGCCUUUCCCAAGCCCUACCAGCUAAUGAAAAUUCAAGGCCAAAUGCCUCAGUGAAUACUACAGCAUAUGUAGCUGACACAGAAUCAGAACAAGCAGAUACACGUAUGGAUUUGAGUGAAAGACCAAAAGAAAUGAAAGUAUUUGGAAUGGAACCAAAAUGUAGAAUACUUUCACAAGAAACGUCCACUGUGAAGAAACCCCACAAAAUAAGCUCUAAUAAUAAUAUAGUGUCAAAUACUCUGGUUAGGAUGAAAAUCCCAGACUAUCAGCUUUCACCGACUAAAUUCCCACAUGUAAAUAAAAGUAGAGGUUGGCCUUCUCAGCUUCAGCAAACCAACUCCAUCAAAGACUAUUUUCAGCCGCUUACCUCUCCCAAAAAACGGGAAAGGGAUGAAGAAAAUCAAGAAAUGUCUUUAUCCAAAUCAGCAAGAAUGGAAAUGUCUUGUUCUCUUUUAGAACAAACACAACCAACUACAUCGUCGAUAAGGAAAAAUAAGGAUGAACACCUAUCUCAGAAUGUGCUUGUGGAAAAAAACCCAGAUAAUUCAUAUGCAGAUACGAAUUUAAAACCCACUGUGAAAAAUUAUGCCAAUGAGUCUCUUUUUACAGAAAAACUAAAAUCAAAAAAAAGAAAAGAAAUUGAUGAUUUAGCCAUAGAAGAUGAAGUAUUAGAACAGUUAUUCAAGGAUACAGAACUAGAGUUAGAAAGCGAAGUGAAAGUUCAAAAACAAGAAGACAUCAGUGUUAGAAAAAGGCCAAGAUUGGAUAUAGAAACAAAUGUCACUUUUAAUGAUGAAACAAUACCAGAAAGUAACAAAAUAUCUCAAGAAAAUGAAAUUGAGAAGAAGUGUGAGCUCAAGAAAGAACCACUGUGGUCAACUAAAGAACUAUCUAACAAUGGUGAACUUCAGGAUGGUGAUGAGAUGCUUCCGAGGAAAGUGUUACUGACUGAAUUUCGGUCACUGGUGGUUCGUAACUCCACCUCCAGAAAUGCAUCCAGUGUGAAUAAUGAUUAUGGUGAACUAAAGAAUUUCAAGAAAUUCAAAAAGGUCACAUUUCCUGGAGCAGGAAAACUUCCACAGAUCAUUGGAGGAUCAGAUCUAAUAGCUCAUCAUGCUCGAAAGAAUACAGAAUUAGAAGAGUGGUUGAGGCAAGAAAUGGAGGUUCAAAAUCAACAUGCAAAAGAAGACUCUCUUGCUGAUGACCUCUUUAGAUACAAUCCUAAUGUUAAAAGGAGAAGAUAACAAGGUUUUAUGAAGAAGCCACAGAAAAACAUUUCCUGUUUAGUAUUUACUUCGAGUUUCCUCUGCAGUACGUUCAUACUGUGUAUAGAAGAUUUAAGUUUAUGGCCUAAAUUUGUUAAAUAAAACACACAAACUCAG